AUGAAUGUAUACAAAAAGCUGCAGAAGCUGAUAAAAGAUGAGGUAGAUAAGCUUGCUUAUAUAGGUGUGCAAGACAUGGAGACUGAGGGAACGUGGUUAGACAUUGAUGGUAACAAACCGCCGCUCUUGCCUUGGAGGAAGGGCGAGCCCAACAACUAUGACGACGAGGACUGCGGUGUGGUCCAUCCCGAUGGCGGGCUUCUGGACGACAGAGCCUGCUGGAUGUCUCGGCCCUUCGUGUGCGAGCGCCGCUUGCAGAAGCCGAUACCGUCCGGGUACACGUGGAGCAGGCAGGCCCAAAGGUUCUACAAGAUCCUCAGUCAGGAGAAAACGUUCCUGGAAGCGAGGAGAGUCUGCGAACAAGACGGCGGCGCCCUGCUGUCGAUCGAUACGAACAUCGAGGCGCUUUAUGUGUUACGGUUGUUCCCCGCCACUCGGUUCGACCCCUGGGUGGACCUCAGCGACGACGCGGCCGAAGGCCUUUUCGUGGACAGCAGAGGGCAUCCCCUGGAGUCCAAGGAGUUUCAUUUCUGGAGGCUUGGAGAACCGGAUAACGGCGCCGGGCACGGGCCACACAACUGCGUCAUCCUGGUUGGCUUCGGCUAUUACGUGGACGUCUCGUGCGAAGACACACACCCCGUCGUGUGUGAACUCACUCCGUACUAG
Molecule: messenger RNA, 666 nt
Organism: Schistocerca serialis cubense
Lineage: Eukaryota; Metazoa; Arthropoda; Insecta; Orthoptera; Acrididae
Product: C-type mannose receptor 2-like
Exons: 3
Coding region: 1-666 (221 amino acids)
Source: RefSeq, a predicted model, not a curated record